AGCUCAUCGCCUCUCCUCUCCUCUCCUCUCUUCUCUUCUCUUCUCUGAGGUCUGGUAUAUUUUUUUCCUCAAGUUUGGAGAACAGAAAGCAACUUUGUAACCAGCGCCCCGGACCAUGGACUUCCCGGCACCAACAGAAAUGGUGGACAUGAAGCUCGGAGAGAAACUCAACGGGACGCUGGGCGCCGAAAGCACGGAUGCCAGUUACACCGGAGCGGAGAAUCAGGAGUUGGAAGAAUUUCUGCCUCAUGUCCCCGGGAAGGAGAAGCAGCGAUUUACUGAUUUCGAGGGGAAGACCUCCUUCGGGAUGUCCGUAUUUAAUCUCAGCAACGCCAUCAUGGGGAGCGGCAUCCUGGGCCUGGCAUACGCCAUGGCGAACACCGGAGUCCUCCUCUUCCUGUUCCUCCUGACGGCCGUCGCCCUUCUGUCCACCUACUCCAUCCACCUGCUGCUGAAGUCUUCUGGAAUUGUCGGGAUUCGCGCCUAUGAGCAGCUGGGGCAAAAAGCCUUCGGGACGCCCGGCAAGUUGGCGGCCGCCAUUGCUAUAACAUUGCAGAACAUCGGAGCCAUGUCCAGUUACUUGUACAUUGUGAAGUCGGAGUUGCCUCUCGUCAUUCAGACGUUCCUGAAACUCUCCGAAAAAACUUCGGACUGGUACCUAAACGGCAAUUACUUGGUCAUCAUGGUGUCGAUCAGCAUCAUCCUGCCGCUGGCGAUGAUGAAGCAGCUGGGGUAUUUGGGGUACACCAGCGGAUUUUCACUAGGCUGUAUGGUGUUCUUUCUGUGCUCGGUGAUGUAUAAGAAGUUUCAGAUCCCGUGCCCGCUGCCGACGGACAGCCUCAACCAGACUUUGAUAGAAAACUUCACCCUGCCCAGCGGGUACGCCUACCAGAACGGGCACGCCGCCACCGUGGAGUCAGACGUGGGACAAUGCGCCCCCAAAAUGUUCACCCUGAACUCCCAGACGGCCUACACGAUUCCCAUCAUGGCGUUUGCCUUUGUCUGUCACCCGGAGGUCCUUCCUAUAUACACUGAGCUGAAGGACGCCUCGAAGCAGAAGAUGCAGCGGGUGUCUAAUAUCUCCAUCGCCGUCAUGUACUGUAUGUAUUUCCUGGCCGCCCUCUUCGGAUACCUCACCUUCUAUGGUGAAGUAGAGUCGGAGCUCCUCCAUACGUUCAGCCGAGUGGACACCUUCGACACCCUGAUCCUGUGUGUGCGGGUGGCUGUGCUCAUUGCCGUCACUCUCACUGUGCCCAUCGUCCUUUUCCCGGUGCGGCGUGCCAUCCAGCACAUGCUCUUCCAGAACAAGGAGUUCAGCUGGAUCCGCCACGUGAUCAUCGCCGUGGUGCUGCUGACGUUAAUUAACCUUUUGGUGAUUUUCGCCCCGACCAUCCUGGGAAUAUUCGGCAUUAUUGGUGCCACCUCCGCUCCGUGUCUGAUCUUCAUCUUCCCCGCCAUCUUCUAUAUCCGGAUCAUGCCCAAAGACAAGGAGCCCAUGAAGUCCCCACCGAAGAUCCUGGCUGCCUGCUUUGCCGGGUUGGGCGUUCUCUUCAUGGUCAUGAGUCUCAGUUUUAUCAUCAUCGAUUGGGCGACCGGAAGCAGUAAAAGCAGCGGCAGCCACUAAUCCCGCUGGAAAAACCUUCUACCGCAAGCCCCGCCCCCCCCAUCACCCCAGGACUUAACAAUGCAAACUGACAAUGCUGCUGGCUCUUCAGUGACGUCAGGAUGAGGACCUGUCACAUGUUUCUAUUUAUCUUCAUUGGGAGGGGGGGAGGGGGGGUCAAUAUUGGGGGGACCUUGUCACCUACUGUUGAGGUGGGCGAAGGUUCUCAUCCAGCUGCUAGUUAGAAUGGUACAUAUCCCCACAGCCCGACUCUGGGAGGGGCAUACUCCGCGGAUGUCUGGUCCCUCUCAUUGGCCCGUAGGAGACGAGGGGCUGUACAUGGUUCGGGUGGUUGGGUUAUCAUCAGUGUCUACUUGUAUAUAGAGGAGGGCGGGGCAGUUAGAAUUGUUCACACUAUUAGCUAAAUGUUGCACAUAAGCUAUUCGUACAUGGAAGGACUUGGCUCAGUUUUCUAAUUGGACCCUUUAAGAUGUCUCAUACAACAAUGUGGCCCUUCAACCUUUUGUGGGGGGCGGGGUUUGUCUGAUGGAAUCUUCCAGCUUACCCUCGUUUUGGGACAACUCAAGUUUUUGAAGUAAGCGAUUCAUAAAUGGAUGGACUUGACUCAGUUCUCGAAUUACCCCCUUAAAGAUAUCUCACACAACAAUAUGGUCCUUCAACCUUUUGGUGGGGGGGUUUGUCUUUUGGAAUCUUCCAGCUUACCCUCGUUUUGGGACAACUCAAGUUUUUGAAGUAAGAUAUUCAUAAAUGGAAGGACUUGACUCAGUUCU
Molecule: messenger RNA, 2394 nt
Organism: Rana temporaria (common frog)
Lineage: Eukaryota; Metazoa; Chordata; Amphibia; Anura; Ranidae
Gene: SLC38A3
Product: solute carrier family 38 member 3
Exons: 16
Coding region: 116-1624 (502 amino acids)
Biological process (GO): L-glutamine transport; asparagine transport; amino acid transmembrane transport
Molecular function (GO): L-asparagine transmembrane transporter activity; L-histidine transmembrane transporter activity; L-glutamine transmembrane transporter activity
Source: RefSeq, a predicted model, not a curated record